Molecule: messenger RNA, 1275 nt
Organism: Sphaeramia orbicularis (orbiculate cardinalfish)
Lineage: Eukaryota; Metazoa; Chordata; Actinopteri; Kurtiformes; Apogonidae
Gene: hdac12
Product: histone deacetylase 12
Exons: 8
Coding region: 160-1200 (346 amino acids)
Biological process (GO): epigenetic regulation of gene expression
Molecular function (GO): histone deacetylase activity
Source: RefSeq, a predicted model, not a curated record
UAACAUACGGACGUACCCUGAAAGAAAUCAACUAAUGGACUGACACAUGUAAACAAGGAGUUUUCGAUUAUGGAUUUUUGAAGUACAUAUAAACGCGUCGCAUCUGAUUACGGCAAUUAUUGGGUUUUUAAUGUCACGUAAACGGGCUCAGUGAGAGAAAUGACUUGUUUAAAGCGGUUAAUUUUCUGUAAAGGAGCCCAGAUGAAGGUUAGCAGGUCGUUUAGUGCUCCUUCUACCUCCUGCAGAUGCUUCCAUGCUGAACUAGUUAGACAUGACUCCCGUGGGCUUCCUGUAGUUCAUCACAGCGACUAUGUGUGUGAUCUCCCACCCAACCAUAGGUUCCCCAUGGGCAAGUUCCCACGGGUGUUCCACUUUUUACUUAAAGACCAGGUCAUUACAGAGAAACAGAUGUGGAUCCCUCAAAUAGCCUCUAGAGAUUUACUAAGCUGUGUACACACUGAUGAAUACUUGAACAAUUUUAUAAAUGGGACAACAAAUGAACAAGAGCAAAGGAGGACAGGAUUCCCCUGGAGUGAAGGCAUAGUGAAACGCUGUCGAUAUGAAACAGGUGGGACUGUUCUAGCUGCUGAAAUAGCGCUGCAGAGGGGCCUAGCCUGCAGCACAGCCGGAGGGACUCAUCACGCUUUUCCAAACUUUGGUUCAGGAUUCUGUCUCCUGAAUGACUUAGCAGUUGCAGCCAAGUUUGUGAUGGACAGCUCAUCACCCAGGAGGAAGGUUCUGAUUGUGGAUCUAGAUGUGCACCAGGGUGAUGGCACGGCAUUCAUUUUUAAAGAGGAGCCAAGUGUGUUUACUUUCUCGGUGCACUGUGGGAAAAACUUUCCACUUCGUAAACAACAGAGUGACCUCGAUGUCAGCGUAGAGGAUGGACUUGAAGACAAAGAAUACCUCUCCACAGUUGAAGCUCAUCUUCCCUGGCUGUUGGAGACUUUUCGUCCAGAUCUGGUUUUGUAUGACGCUGGUGUCGAUCCUCAUUGGGACGAUGAACUGGGCAGGCUCCGUCUGACUGACCAAGGACUGUACCAAAGAGAUCUAUAUGUAAUGAAGACGGUGGUGGGCAGAGGGGUUCCUGUCGCUGCUGUGAUCGGAGGAGGUUACUCCAGAGAUAUCGAUAAACUGGCCCUCAGACACUCCAUCGUACACAGAGCAGCAGCUCAGGUUUGGAGGGAGUCUGGAAUGUGAAACCUUUAAUCCCCUACGACACAAGAAUCUCAAUGGAACUGAGCCACAGGAGUCGAUCAGUAUAAAAAAUUUUAA